Messenger RNA from Oppiella nova, 1176 nucleotides. Lineage: Eukaryota; Metazoa; Arthropoda; Arachnida; Sarcoptiformes; Oppiidae. The record is from the annotation of a GenBank genome assembly.
AUGAAGUUAAUUAUAUUGGAUGACUACCAGAGAGUGUCUGAAUGGUGCGCCAAAUACAUCCGCAAGACUAUCAACAACUUCAAGCCGGGACCUGACAGAUACUUCACCCUUGGUCUGCCCACCGGUAGUACACCACUCGGUACUUACCACAAACUCAUCCAGUUCUACAAGUAUAUCCAUUUCUAUAUCCAUUUGUACCAUAUAUUGCCGAUAUAUAAGUUACUAGCCAGCACCUUUUAUACACUAAUGUACUUAAGUGUCCAACUGAUCCAUGUGGAGGGAACGCUAUCUUUCAAAUAUGUCAAGACAUUCAAUAUGGAUGAAUACGUGGGUCUUCCUCGUGACCAUCCGGAGAUAAUCUGUUGGCCAAUUGUGUUAAUUAUAUUGGAUGACUACCAGAGAGUGUCUGAAUGGUGCGCCAAAUACAUCCGCAAGACUAUCAACAACUUCAAGCCGGGACCCGACAGAUACUUCACUCUUGGUCUGCCCACCGGUAGUACACCACUCGGUACUUACCACAAACUCAUCCAGUUCUACAAGGAGGGAACGCUAUCUUUCAAAUAUGUCAAGACAUUCAAUAUGGAUGAAUACGUGGGUCUUCCUCGUGACCAUCCGGAGAGUUACCACUCGUUUAUGUACCACAACUUCUUCAAACACAUAGACAUCGAUCCGUCCAAUACUCACAUUCUGGACGGAAACGCAUCCGAUCUGAAGGCAGAGUGCGAGCGCUUCGAGAAACUCAUCAAAGACUCCGGAGGUAUUGAACUGUUUGUGGGCGGCAUUGGACCCGACGGUCACAUAGCCUUCAAUGAGCCGGGUUCUAGUCUCGCCUCCAGGACACGCGUCAAGACAUUAGCCGACGACACAAUCCUAGCGAACGCCCGCUUCUUCGGCAACGACUUGUCGAAAGUGCCGACAGAAGCGCUCACUGUUGGCGUCGGAACUGUUAUGGACUCCAAAGAGGUGAUUAUCCUCAUCACUGGUCAGCACAAGGCUUUCGCGCUCUACAAAGCCAUAGAGGAAGGUGUGAACCAUAUGUGGACAGUAUCUGCCUUUCAAUUACAUCCGUCCACUCUCUUCAUCUGCGACGACGACGCGACUCUUGAGCUCAGAGUGAAGACCGUUAAGUACUUCAAGGGAUUGAUGAGAGUUCACAACAAACUGGUGGAGGAUUGA